CAGUUCAAGUGCACUGAUGCCUCCUUUGAGUAGAGGUCCUUCCGAAGUAGGCUCGUCACACAGAGAAAGUCUCUGAAGAACUUGUCAUCGGAAGGUCUAGUCUCUUAGAUUAGAAGUUUUACAGCGAGAACAUGUCAGCGAUGAAAAUGGACACAUUUUGUAACAAAUUCCAAGCGAAUAUCUUUAGUAAAAGCAAAUGUCAAAAUUGCUUCAAAUCCCGUGAACUACACCUGAGAACCAAUGAAGAUUUGAUUCAGGCCAAGCCUAUUUAUGGAGGUUGGUUAUGUCUUGCUCCAGAAGGUACAGACUUUGGCAACCCAGCACAACGAUCAAGGAAAUGGCAACGCAGAUUCUUCAUUCUCUAUGAACAAGGCAGUCUGCAUUUUGCUCUGGAUGAGUCGCCAAGCACUCUUCCCCAAGGGACGAUAAACAUGAACCUGUGCACAGACGUGGUUGAUGCGGAGACGAAGACAGGGCAGAGGAAUGCAUUGUGCAUCAUCACCCCUGACCAAGAGUUCUACAUCCGCGGGGAAAACAAGGACAUCAUCAACGGAUGGAGUGAGCAGCUAGUGGUCUACCCACUCACUAACAAGCAGAACUGCAAGAAGACCACAAGCAAAGAGAGGCCUCCUGUAGCCACACAGGGUCCUGAGAGUGUGAAGCUGCCUGGGGUCACCUGUGGGAUCGCAGCACACUCGGCACAGAGCGGCUCCAACCAGGAGGAGGACAGGAGCUCCAAGGGAGACUCUACUUCAGGAGACAAAGUGACCACAGUCGACCCAACUAGCCAGAGGAGUGUUCACCCAGCAACGGAUAGUGCUCCUCAUGCUAAGGUGGGAGAUGCCCUCAGCCUACAGGACUCAGAGGUGGACGCAAACACCAGCGCAGACCCUCAAAUGAUGACUUCAUCGCAGUCCGUGCCCGACAGCCCGGUUUGUGCAAGCAGCCCGGAGGCCAGGAGUGGACAGAGGAGGCUGGAGGAGCCGGACGCAGAGCCAGAGAGGAGUGAGGUAUGGCGAGCUGGAGCAGACGUGCAGGUAGAGGGUCCGAUCGGCAGCAGCAGCAGUAAGCAGGCCAGGACCGGGCGUCAGCCUCAGCCCACACAGAAACCGAAAGGUCCUGGUGUGUCCUCUACUCUCCGCUCGCCCGAGAGAAGAGAACAGUCACCUGACAACAGGACUUCAGAGUCAGUGAUGACGCCUGAUCUGCUGAACUUUAAGAAAGGCUGGCUCAUUAUUUUGGAGGAGCAGAAUCAGUGGAAAAAGAACUGGUUUGUGCUGUCCACUCACAAACUGCGUUAUUACAAGGACUCUGUAGCAGAGGAGGCAUCGGAGCUGGUGGGAGAGAUAGACCUCACAACCUGUCAUCAAGUCACUGAGUAUCAAAUCCAGAGGAACUAUGGCUUUCAGAUUCACACACAGACCCAAGUGCACACGUUGGCAGCCAUGACUGCAGGCAUACGCCGGAACUGGAUCCAAGCCCUCGCCAAAAACGUGCGACCUUCCAACGCACCAGACAUCACAAAUCUCUCCGAUGACCUUUGCCCUUUUGGCUUGUCGGCGCAAGCUCUGCCCGAGCCGGACCUGACCCGCGACUCGCUUUCCCCAGAGGUGUCAUCGAAGAUGAGACACGGUGCCAAGAGCCGGUGCGGUCAGAAACGUCGCGAGGGAGUCCACGGCAAGCCCAGCAGUAGAGGCGCGCUCCAGCUCACCCGGCACGGUCCGCCCAAAGGCACCGACGGCGAGCAGGAGCAGAAGGUGGAGGUGUGGUCCGUGGAGAGACGGCGGCGGAGGCGAGAGGAACGCAGGAAGCGAUACGAAAGCGUCAUGGGCUCCGUGUUCGAGUCCGCUUGCCAGGAGGAGGUUGUCCAGGACGGUGUGGGCACAGGCGCACCGUGUGACCACCAGAGAACCCUGGAGCAGCAGCAGCAGAGGGCACAGGAGAUCGAGGAGCGCUGGCAGCGGGUGGAGAAGGCGGGCAUUCAGGAGGAGAGGAAGGUGCCGCUUUACCCAGACACCCAGGCCAGGGACAUUGGCGAGCUGGACAAACUGUUGCGCAACUACCAGAGAAGGGUGAAGGAGCUGACUGCCCAGCUGGCCGGGUCGUCUUGUCAUAGAGAGGAGCCAACACUGGAUCAACAGAUAAGCUCCACUUGGGACUUCCAGCUCGAGAGCACUGAUGUCCAGGAGAGUGAAGAUAUCCCAGUUAAGAUGGACUCAAGCUCCUACAGUAGCCAUUUGUCAAGUCUAACAGAUAAGUAUGAAGAGACUAAAGAGCUACUGCGGUUGGAGGAACUACGAAGACAAUGUAUGCAGAAGCAGCUAGACUUUGGUUCCUCCAUUCUAGAUCAGAGCUCACUGGCAUUGUGUGACGCUCUAACAGAUAAGGAACAAGGAAGAAUCACCAGUGAAGCUGGCUGUCCAGAACUGUUGGAACAUCUCAGCUUCACAAGCUUUGAGGAGCUUCACUCUUCGGCUGAGGGACAGGUGAGACAGAGGCCAAGUCAAAGUGCCGUUGGAGACCAGGUUGGCUCGGAGGUGGAGAAGAGGCUCGUCCAGGAAGUGGCAUCCCUCACUCGUGAAAACGAAGCCCUCAACCAACGGAACCAGGAAAUGGUCCACCAACUGACCGAGGCCGACCGAGAGAUAGAAAGGCUCCGAGCGGAACUCGACGAAAGACAAGAUGGCCGACUGCAUCUGUCCACAUUGGAGGAGCUGACCGAUGCCAGAGUGGGGUGUCUGGAGAACGAGCUCCGAGGGAAAUGCCUCGAGCUGCAGGAGGCCCAAGCCCAACUGGCCGCACAGAGCGAUAAACUCCGAGACACUUUGAGAAGGCUGCACUUAAGAGAAGCCACCCUGGAGGGCCUCUGCUUUCUGGAGCCAAAAGAUCAUCAUUCACAUGCGCCUGUACAGGAGGCCUUACAGGGCCUGCUGGAAGACCAGUUAGAUUGCGCUGAACUACGUGCCCAAGAGGCCCAGCAGGCCCAGGAAACCCUUACCCCAACAACGCCUCGCAGCCAGAGAGAUGAGGUCAUACAGUCACAGGUGCUGCUGGGUGUACAAAGAGCUCAAAACGGCGAAACCGAGUCAGAGGAGCAGGCUAGUCAUGGACACGGUCCAGAGGAGGAUGGUACUCAGCAUCUGAUGGACAAACUCCAAACGAGGUCUAAAGCACUUGGCAAACUGCUGAGGGUGACGGGAGAGACUGAUUUGCCGACGCUGCUGCCCUUUCUAUCAGAAAGACAGGAUGUUGACGCAAAUCGGAGCAUUAGCGGCAGGCUCCGCCUGGAGGAGGAGAUCUGGGCGACUCUGAACCUCCUCAAAGCCAGCCCGGCACAUUGUGCUGAGGCCGGCGUUUCCGACGGGCUGAUGGCUGAAGCGGCUGGGGCCAAGCUGGAGGAAAUUAAACUCUACCUCUCUGCACUCAAGCAUUUCUCUCCCCCGCCGAUCAAUUCACCGAUCAUUAGCGCAGGUCCUGAUGCCUGCCAGCCUCAGACAAGUGAUGGCUCAGUUCUCUCGGAGUCGCACGUCAGCGGGACUGAAACAGCUGAGGUAACAGAUGAGACGUCAGAGCAGCAAGCGGAGAGGAUAUUGAGUUUGUACAGACGCCUUUGUAAUGACAGCCUUUGGAGGGAAUUGAGGGAGAGCGUGAAUCUGAAAGCUUCCCUGUUAAACUGCACUACCUCCUGCCUUGAUUCCUCUGCAAACACAGAGCUGCGAUCCACAGUUCAAGAUCUGUGCGAUCUGUGGCGUAGGCAGGGUGACCCCGAGCACCUUCACGUUCAGGCCGCUGCCUCUGAGCUUCUCUCCGCUUACAUCAUCAGUCGGCUUGAGGCCGCGCAGGAGAAGUGCGUCCAAACUGAGCUGGGCUCAUGGGGGAGUGAAGAGAGUUGUCAGAACUGUCAGGUGCUGAGACAGAAAAACGAAGAGCUCUGCAUCAGACUGUCAGACAAAGAGAAUCAGAGGUCUGGAGGUCAUAUCCUCGAUGAGAAAUGCCCUGUGGACUCAAGAUGCUCAGAUGGUGCUUAUGUCUUAAGAGACUUAAGAGCAGAUGCUGUUUCAAUUAAGGGAGAGGAAGAGAAAGGUGACCUGACUGAUGUUCCAGACUCCGAAUCUCAGAGGAAGGAUGUGGCUGUGGCUCCCAAGGCUCCUGUGAAGGAAGCACCAGAGCCUGAAUCAGUGUGGCCCAUGAGUGGAGACCUGGCUGAACCCAGCAGGGAUGAGUGUGAUGGAGGCAUGCCUGCUCUUCAGGAGCAACACAGGAGAGACUUGGAAACUCUACAGGCCAUGUGUGAGCGUGGCUUUGAGGCUAUGGAGGAGGCCCACCACAGGGCCCUGGCUGAGCUGCAGCUCCAGCACCAAAGAGACCUGGACCAGCUCCAGCAGGACAAGCAACAGCUACUGGAGGAGGAAGCAGCCGCCACUCUGGCAGCGAUUGAGGCCAUGAAGAGGGUCCAUCAGGAGGAACUGGAAAAGGUUCUUCAGGGUAGACAUCUAGAAAACGGCGCCCCAGUAAAUGCAGAGGUGGAAGAGAUACUAAAGAGACAUAGUGAGGAGCUGUGCUCUACCCAGCGGGAACUGGACGUGUUGUCCCAGCAGUACUCUCUGAAGUGUCUGGAGAGCGCCCACCUGGCACAGGCUCUGGAGGCCGAGCACCACGCCCUCCAGCAGUGCCAACGCCAGUACCAGGAGAUUAGCACCCGCCACCAGGAGUUGAGUGGUGGUCUUGCCAGAGAGAAUAUUUUACCAUCUUCACUCUUCAAAGAAGAUCCCAUCCUACAAGAGAAGAUUCUUUAUGAAUUACAUAUCGGCCUGCGCGUGAAGAGAGCUGAGGUGGACUGCCUGAAGCAGGAGAUCUGCUCCCUGAAGGAGGAGCUCCAGACGGCCCAGAGAGAUAAGAGGUAUGCCACUGAGAAGUGCACAGACAUGCACAAAAAGCUCAGCACAACCAGGGUCAGGGCCCAGCGUGACGUUGAGGAGCUGAGGGAGCAUCUGAGGCUGGUGUACAAGGCCCUGGAGGCCUCUUCAAUGGAGGAGCAGCUGGAUGCAGGGGGAAAUGACUGAACACUUUGUGCCCUCAAGUACAGAGAGAGACCAGGAGGGAUGGAGAGAGAUUUCACUGACUCAGAAAAUCACCAAAUGUGUAGCACUUAACAUGGUGUACUUUCAUGAGUCUGUGGGCUCUUCUCAGAGUUGCACAUGCAUUUUUGAUGACCUUGUGGCAGCAGGAAGCAUGAUAAAGAGGUCAUUUUGAAAUGAACGGAACCUGGGAACCCACCAGUCACAUAUCACUCACAUAUUUGUUUAAUUAGGUGUCUUAUUCGUCUUAUAUUGCCAUAAUUUGAAAAUGGUGCUGAAUUUAUAACAUACCAAGUGCAACAACUGUUGACUGACUUUUUAUAUGCUGUGCUAGUGUUUUGUCACAGGUUUCCCUCAGAUAAAUUUAGGUCAUACUACAUUGUACUGUUAGAACCAUCUUGAUUCUGUAAUAGUUUGAGGACUGUAUGUAAUGUAUGUUAAUGUAAUAUAAAUGAUACAGUAUGUCAACAAGUUCACAUCAGUAUUUAUCUGAGAGCAAACGUUUAGCCUACAUGUCUACAUGUAGCCUAGGCUACUCCAUUUCUGUUAAUGGUGUUUUCAUGCCCUUUCAUGCCUAGUGUGGAAGUAGUGAAGUGAACACAUAGCCUACACAUCACUGUUAAAGGACAGUUUUGUCACCACUUAUGUAUCGGCCUUACUAUUUUCUUUUUUAGAUACAUUUUUGUAAUCAAAUUAAAUGUUUUGUUAUUAAAUGUUAAA
Messenger RNA from Alosa alosa (allis shad), 5798 nucleotides. RefSeq names its product myosin phosphatase Rho-interacting protein-like. The transcript is spliced from 22 exons. NCBI's taxonomy places the organism in Eukaryota, Metazoa, Chordata, Actinopteri, Clupeiformes, Clupeidae. Gene Ontology annotation, cellular component: actin cytoskeleton. Bases 132 to 5063 code for a protein of 1643 amino acids. Gene Ontology annotation, biological process: actin filament organization. The record is from RefSeq and is a predicted model, not a curated record. Gene Ontology annotation, molecular function: actin filament binding.